AUGGUGGCGGUGCUUAGGCCUUGGUCCGUCAUGGUCGCAGUGCUGCUAGUUCUGCUCGCCUGCCUGGGAGCGCUGGUGGACGCCUAUCCCAUCAAACCCGAGGCUCCGGGGGAAGACGCCUCCCCGGAGGAGCUGAGCCGCUACUACGCCUCCCUGCGCCACUACCUCAACCUGGUCACCCGACAGCGGUAUGGGAAAAGAGACGUCCCGGAAGCUCUAUUCUCCAAACUGCUCUUCACCGACGUUGGCGAGAACCUCCCCGACCGGUCUCGGUAA
This is a messenger RNA of Alexandromys fortis (reed vole), 276 nucleotides long. It is a transcript of the gene Pyy, whose product is annotated as peptide YY. NCBI's taxonomy places the organism in Eukaryota, Metazoa, Chordata, Mammalia, Rodentia, Cricetidae. Bases 1 to 276 code for a protein of 91 amino acids. Gene Ontology annotation, biological process: feeding behavior; neuropeptide signaling pathway. Gene Ontology annotation, cellular component: extracellular region. The transcript is spliced from 2 exons. Gene Ontology annotation, molecular function: neuropeptide hormone activity; neuropeptide Y receptor binding. The record is from RefSeq and is a predicted model, not a curated record.